UCAUUCAGGCACUUCUGUCUGUGUUCAGACUGUAGGUCAAUCGCUCUGCAUUAUUUCCUCCAAACUUCACAUUAUCACUAAAAAUCAUCCACCAUGAGGGAGAUUGUGCACAUCCAGGCCGGCCAGUGCGGGAACCAGAUCGGUGCAAAGUUCUGGGAGGUGAUCAGCGACGAGCACGGCAUUGACCCCACAGGAACCUACCAUGGAGACAGCGACCUGCAGCUGGACAGGAUCAGUGUGUAUUACAACGAGGCCACCGGUGGGAAGUAUGUGCCCAGGGCCAUCCUUGUUGAUCUGGAACCAGGCACCAUGGACUCUGUCCGCUCUGGACCAUUUGGACAAAUCUUCAGACCUGAUAACUUUGUCUUUGGUCAGAGCGGAGCUGGAAACAACUGGGCCAAGGGUCACUACACGGAGGGGGCAGAGCUAGUGGAUUCUGUCCUGGAUGUGGUGAGGAAGGAGGCUGAGAGCUGUGAGUGCCUGCAGGGUUUCCAGCUCACACACUCCCUGGGAGGAGGAACAGGCUCUGGCAUGGGUACCCUGCUCAUCAGCAAGAUCAGGGAGGAGUACCCGGACCGCAUCAUGAACACCUUCAGCGUGGUGCCGUCUCCAAAGGUGUCGGACACUGUGGUGGAGCCGUACAACGCCACGCUGUCAGUCCACCAGCUGGUAGAAAACACAGACGAGACGUACUGCAUCGACAACGAAGCCCUUUAUGACAUUUGUUUCCGCACUCUCAAACUCACAACACCCACCUACGGGGACCUCAACCACCUGGUGUCAGCCACCAUGAGCGGCGUGACCACCUGCCUGCGUUUCCCCGGCCAGCUCAACGCCGAUCUGAGGAAACUGGCCGUCAACAUGGUCCCCUUCCCUCGUCUCCACUUCUUCAUGCCCGGCUUCGCCCCUUUGACCAGCAGGGGGAGCCAGCAGUACCGCGCCCUUACGGUCCCUGAGCUCACCCAGCAGGUGUUUGACGCCAAAAACAUGAUGGCAGCGUGCGACCCUCGUCACGGGCGCUACCUGACCGUGGCCGCCGUGUUCCGUGGCCGCAUGUCGAUGAAGGAAGUGGAUGAGCAGAUGCUGAACGUGCAGAACAAGAACAGCAGCUACUUCGUGGAGUGGAUCCCUAACAAUGUGAAGACGGCCGUGUGCGACAUCCCGCCACGUGGCCUCAAGAUGGCCGUCACCUUCAUCGGAAACAGCACGGCCAUCCAGGAGCUGUUCAAACGCAUCUCUGAGCAGUUCACCGCCAUGUUCCGCCGCAAGGCCUUCCUCCACUGGUACACCGGCGAGGGCAUGGACGAGAUGGAGUUCACGGAGGCCGAGAGCAACAUGAACGACCUGGUGUCCGAGUACCAGCAAUACCAGGACGCCACGGCCGAGGAGGAGGGAGAGUUUGAGGAGGAAGUGGAAGAGGAUGCCUAAGGAAGUCACAAGUUCUGCAAUACAGGCUGCAGAAGUUAUUAACCAAAAAGAAUUAAAAAACUCAAAAAAAGAGAAAAUCUCGUAAAAUGAAGGAGGACAGGAAGUUGAAGAAAGAAAUUGUGAAGAAGAAAUGAAAGUGAAAGUUGAAUGUGAGCGGAGAAAGAAAAGUAGAAAGUGAAACAGAAUAAGAAAACCAAAUUAAAGUGCCAUGGUUUUAUGUUAAUUUUGAUACCAAACAGCAAAGCAAACCGCUGAAACUGUAGAAAAUUCUCAAACCAGACACACAAAUUUACCUUUAUUUUCAUCACCUAAUAUUUUCAUGUUUUUACAGUAAAGUAAUGAGCAAUCUUUUAAGAUUUUUUGCCAAAUCUAAUCAACAUGACAUCAACUUUUGCAUUAGAAACAAUACAUCCAUCUGAAUAUAUGCAGUGAGAAAUCAGAGGUAUGUACUUUCACAAUUUAUUCCAGUAUUAUUAAAGCACUUCAACAAGGAUCAAAUCAGUGUAAGAUAACCAGUAAUUCUACUGUGACCUAGCAUUAGUACAGAAACUAACAGUGUUACAUCAGAGGUAAGUUUUAGAAGUGUAAAAUCAAGCCAUUAUAGUUGUUAAUCAUUUUUAUCAGUGUUUAUUUCUCUUGUUUUUUUUUUCUGUUGGUGAUAAAUGUGAAUUUUGAUAGUGUUUAGGUUGGAGAUCUGUCAGUACUUGAUCCCUACUGAGGUUUAAAUAUAGAGAUCAUGAACAAUAUCCCAGUAAAAGACAUCACUUUUACUGGAAAAAGCUUUUUUUUAACAUUCUAGUAUACA
Cheilinus undulatus (humphead wrasse) is the source of this 2233-nucleotide messenger RNA. RefSeq names its product tubulin beta chain-like. Gene Ontology annotation, biological process: microtubule cytoskeleton organization; mitotic cell cycle. Lineage: Eukaryota; Metazoa; Chordata; Actinopteri; Labriformes; Labridae. The transcript has 5 exons. Gene Ontology annotation, molecular function: GTP binding; structural constituent of cytoskeleton; GTPase activity. The coding region runs from base 94 to 1428 and encodes 444 amino acids. The record is from RefSeq and is a predicted model, not a curated record. Gene Ontology annotation, cellular component: cytoplasm; microtubule.